Molecule: messenger RNA, 1146 nt
Organism: Schizophyllum commune H4-8
Lineage: Eukaryota; Fungi; Basidiomycota; Agaricomycetes; Agaricales; Schizophyllaceae
Exons: 4
Coding region: 1-1146 (381 amino acids)
Source: RefSeq, a predicted model, not a curated record
AUGGUCUACCAGCCUUGGUUGAAAUGUCCAAUAUCAGGAGAGACGAAACCUGAGAACUUGCGCAGAAUCCUGUUAAUCCCAGAACUAGCUGACGACGAGGACGAGAUGAAGGUGGCAUGUACGGAGUGGUUCUGGGGUCUUCAGAGGGGUGGCCUUUCUUAUCAUCUUGCGACGGCACAUAACUUCUUGUUUUUUCGGGAGGAUAUCGCUCAUCUCUAUGCGAGCUUCCAGUUCAUCUUAGCCCCAACCUUCAAAACUUUUCUUGACGUCAUGGAAUUUGGUAACUGGGCUGGCGUAAAGAAUCGCAAAGAGAAAGACAGAUCACGUCGCCGUCCCCUGACAGCGCUCACACCCUCAAGCGGGGUCUACCGAUACGUCUUCAUUCCGAUGACAGACGCUGCCCGCCAACUGCAGAAGGAAUUCAAUCUCCAGCCACAAACGCAAGAAGACCUGAACGGCGGCCUGGAUCCGAUAACAAAGGAACCAUGGAUCGAAGGAACCGAAGAUUUCCCUGUGGUCGAAUGCUACGGGCACCCUUACUCUGUCAGCACCCUGGCCGAGCACGCCUUCGAUUAUUACGACGACUGGGCGACGCCAGUCACCACCCAAUGGUCACUUUGCACCCUGAGAAUAAUCAGACAAUGGAGUGUCUCUAAGGCACGCGACGUGCCCCGAUGGUUCAUCGACUCGCCUGGGAUGGACGUCGACGACAUCACGGUCAACAGCGCGGAAGCGGAUGGAUAUACCAUCUCCAGGAGAAGCCAAGACGGAGACGGUCGCCCCCGCACCGUAUACGAGGGGCAGGAAGCGCUGGAAACCAAGGUAUCGACUUGGGCAGAGGGAGUGGAUCCUAAUUCCAAACCCGAGGAGCAAGCGCCGGUCCCUCGCGAGCCCAUCCCGGUCCGCCGCUCAGUGCGGAUUGCCGAGCGCGCUAACCCGUAUAAACGGCCAGGGCAGGCCUACUACUACAGACCGGAAUCACCUGCACGCAAGGCGCCGUGGCCCUGCCCUGAGGAUGAAGAUCCCUACGCGACCCCGCCCGCGUGGGCAACGCGCAACGGCCAGUACCCGACACGAAGGUUCUCGAGCAACGACUGGGCAUACUUCCAUUACAGCGUCUCUCUCCCGGCUCCUCGAAAAUCCUAG